UGCCGCAACAUUUACCGUUCUAUCUCUGUCGACCCCUUCCCCCCCCUGCUCCGACUCUCUCCUUCCUUCCUUCUCUCUUAUCAUCUCUAUCCCCACUCUACGCGCUUCAUAAUGGCAGCGGAGGAAGAGCUGCCCCCCAGCAAGCUGGGUACAAAGGACCACUGGGACAUGGUGUACGAGCGCGAGAAUCGCGUGUUCGAUGACAUUGGAGAUGAAGGCGAGGUUUGGUUCGGCGAGGACAGCGUCGACAAGAUGAGGGCCUGGGCACACGAGAACCUCGAGCCUUCAGCAACCCCUAUCCGCGUUCUCGAAUGCGGCUCGGGCAACGGCACGCUGCUACUCUCCUUCCUCACAUCACCUGGGCCUGAUCCUCAGGCAUUCCACCUGACGGGCAUCGACUACUCGGCCGGCGCUGCCAAGCUGGGUGCGAGCGUCGAGAAGGCGCGUCGCGAGACGCUGGAGGACGAGGACGAGCUUGACGAGGACGACGUCCUCAACCCCGUCACUUGUGAAUGGCGCGUUGGAGACCUUCUCCGCGACGACAUCGAUGAGACGUGGGAUCUCGUGCUCGAUAAGGGUACCUUUGACGCCCUUGCGCUCUCACAGGAACCAGUCGCUGAGGCUGGUAACCGCCUUCCCUCGCUCGUCUACCCCGAACGUGUCGCGCGGCUUGUGAAGCCUGGAGGCUUCUUCCUCAUCACCAGCUGCAACUUCACCGAGGAGGAGACCAAGAGGCGGUUCACUCGCGAGGGCGUGCCUUUCACCUUCCACUCGAGUGUCCCCCACAAGUCGUUCUCCUUCGGUGGCAAGGUCGGCCAGACGGUCUGCACGGUGGCGUUCACGAGGGACGCCGACGAGCCAACAACUGGCAGGUCGCAGUUCCUUGCCCCAGAGUCGGCGCGCGCGUCUCCCAUCCCUAUUGGAACACCUGCGCAGACCGGAGUCAAGGUGUUGGAGUCGCGCUGGGUGCCUCCUGUUGCGCCCCUGUAUCUUUGCAUCGACUGCGGAGGUACCAAGACCGAGGUUGUCGUUGCUACCACCGACGGCAUUGUGUCUCGUGCGAUCAACGGCACCAGCAACAUGGCCGAGGUUGGAGCUCAACGGUCAUCUGAAAUCAUCAUCGACACCGUUCUCCACGCUGUCGGUGGCAUCGGCUGCCGCAAGCCUGCUCCAGGGCACGAGAGAGUCAACCCCAACGGUGGAUUGGCGUGCCCAGUGGGCUUUGAGGAUAUUUGGAUCGGGAUCUCUGGCUGCGACACGCCUCUGGAUCAACGGACAAUGUCAGACCUCCUGUCGCCAUUCUUUGGCCAGAAGGUCACGGUGCAGAAUGACGCGCUCCUCCUCGGCGGUGCGAUGCUAUCGCUGGCGGUGCCCUGGGGUGUGGCAGUGAUCGCAGGAACCGGCUCCAUUGUCGUCGCUCUCGACGUUGACAAGGAUGGUGAGGUCGUCCAAGCAGCACGGCGAGGAGGUCACGGCUACCUCCUUGGAGAUGACGGCAGCGCAUACGACAUCGGCAGGUGUGCCAUCCGCGCAGCGGUGCACACCUACGAUGCGGGCGAGGAGGUGCCUGGAGGUCUCGCCGACAAGAUUCGCGCACACUUUGGUGUCAGCGAGACGGGCGAGCUCCUCGGCAAGGUUCAUGCGCUCGACCUCUCUGUCGACCCCGUCACCGCGACCAACGCGCAGAAGCUACGUAUCUCGUCGCUUGCCCGCGAGGUACUCACAGCGUUUGCGGCUUCCCCGCCCGACCCGCUGGCCGUCACAGCAGUCGAGGAGGCGAUUGCGCCCCUCGCCACCUCGGUGGUCCGCAUCGCCAAGCAGAUGGCUGCGAGGCCAUUGCCUGACGGCUCGAAGCGCUCCUUUGCCGACGCGGCCCUCAUCAUGGGUGGCGGAGUUAUUCGCCAGGACGCGUACCGCGCCGUCUUCUUGAAGGUGUGCAAGGAUGCUGGCGUAGAGUUUGGGCAUCUGGCCGUGGUGGACGAUGUUGGAGGCAAGGGCGCGCUAGGUCUCGUUGACCGUGCCAAGCGCGCUCACGGAGAGGCGGUGUAGGGCGGGUCUUGUCACGACUAUAACGCAUAGACUGUAGAGCAUGAUGCAUUCUGCACUCAUGGGACUCCUGCCUCGCUAGGACAGAC
Vanrija pseudolonga is the source of this 2135-nucleotide messenger RNA. It is a transcript of the gene see1, whose product is annotated as Protein-lysine N-methyltransferase efm4. Gene Ontology annotation, cellular component: cytoplasm. Gene Ontology annotation, molecular function: protein-lysine N-methyltransferase activity. The transcript has 9 exons. NCBI's taxonomy places the organism in Eukaryota, Fungi, Basidiomycota, Tremellomycetes, Trichosporonales, Trichosporonaceae. The record is from RefSeq and is a predicted model, not a curated record. Bases 112 to 2049 code for a protein of 645 amino acids.